This is a messenger RNA of Geodia barretti, 1831 nucleotides long. The record is from the annotation of a GenBank genome assembly. NCBI's taxonomy places the organism in Eukaryota, Metazoa, Porifera, Demospongiae, Tetractinellida, Geodiidae.
CCGAUAAACAUAGCUUCCAGCGCAGCCGGAGGCGACGUUUGUGCAGAGCCUUUCCCGCCGUUUCUCUUCGUCUGUGUUUUUUGGAGAAGAGAGAAAAUGUCCGCGCGAACUCAUCCAGUAAGCAGGCAGCGCUCGCCAGACGACCAGGAGAACAGCGGGAUUUCAGGGGCGGGAGCAUGGCUGGACGCCCACUACGACCCCGUGGCUUCUCUCUACACCUUCUCCUCCUGCAUGGCUCUGGAGGACCUCAACAGGGAUGGAGACCACAAGUUCCUGGUGGGAGAUUUAGGCAGCGGACACUCUGACAUGAAACUGAAAGUUUACAAGGGGACCGAGUUAUCAUUUGAGACUCCGCUCCUUGACCUCCCCACGGGGGUCGCGACUUUUUACAUGGACACCACUGACCCCCGAACUCCAGCCGUUGCCGUGGCAGCAGGCUCGUUUGUCUACGUCUACAAGAACCUCCGCCCCUACUUCAAAUUUACCUUACCCCACCUUCAGAGAGGGGAACAAGGAGGUACCACUGAGUGUGAGAUCACUCAAGUACCUGCAAUUGGAGGACGACGCGGAGCUGCAAGCCUCGUUCCUGGCCACCUUCAGACACAUUCCCCUCCGGAGAAAGAGUGUCAUCACCGCCCAUGGGCCAGCUUGAAGAAAAGACACACAGAGGAUGACGCCGUCAGCUGCCUGGUGGUGCCUCUGAGAAUGGAGAAUCUACGUUCUCGAUCCCGAAGCUUCACCGUUUUGAAACAGUUCUUGCUCCCGUCUCCGCAGUAUUCGUCAGUGACUGGACUGCAUGAUGUGGACUACCACAUCUCCGCUGCCUGCAGAGACACUGCAUCUACACCUUCAAGAGUCUGGGCCAGCUACAGCGUGAAGGGACGCAGACAAUGGAGUCUUCGUCUGCCUGCCUCUCUCACCUGCAUGGAGCUACUCCACCAUCGCCCGCGCUCCUUCAAGGCGGUGGUGGUGGCCCUCCAGAAUAGAGAGGUCCGCAUCUACAAGGACAAGUUCCUAGUCAACUGCAUCACAGUGGAUGACGUGGUGGUAGGUCUGAAGUUUGGACCGUUUGGCAGAGAGGACGGAGUCCUACUGAUGGUAACGCAGGGUGGAGCCCUGCUCGUCAAGAUCUCAAGAGAUCGGUCCAGUUUCGAGGCAAAGGACCUCACCCUGGUCCACCGGCAGCUCAGCUGGAUAAACUCAACAUCCUCCCAAAGAGAACCAGGCGAUGCACAGUGUGUUCCAGCAGGACCUGUCCAGACUGAGACUCCAGAUCACACAGCCUACGCCAAGGCAGUCACUAGCAGACUGACUCCGCUCACUGCCUCCCCCGACUGCUCCCUCAAGAUAGCCGCACAGGUGCAGGGUCUGGGUCCAAUAUUCAGGUUGACAGUGACAGUCCAGAACACGUCUCCAAGUAAACCAGUGACCAACUGUUACAUAACCUUCAGAUGUGACGAGGGCCUCUAUCGGAUCACCAGGAAAUUCAUUCAGAUGCCUCUGUUGGUGCCAACUGUUAGCUACAAUUUCGACACGAUGGUGCAGUGCACAGAUGACAUGGGGAGAGCAGAGGAGAUCAGUGUCUAUGUGGUCCAAAACCACACCUCCACUCCCCUCAUUACAGCCGUUCUCAACAUGCCUGUCAGCGAAACAAUUAUCGUCACUUGAUAAAAAUGUUUUUCACCGACCAAUAUUUCAUAAUCAUAACGUAAGAGCGGAAAUUGCGGCAUUGUUGUUUUGAAAGUUAGAUCACAAAAGGUUUUGUCACGCUGGCUGUCUUAUCACAAAUGGCUUCUGAUGUCCCAGCAAAUUGUUCGUACUUUUGACAAGA